AUGAUGCAAUUUCCUUGUACGCAAUUUGUCGUCACCGUGUACGACAUGCACACUCAUCAAUCUGCGAAGUCCACAACUCGUCGUCCGUCAUCGCACCGUUCCAAGUCUGCCUCAACGAAACGCAACCCCACAGGAACUGCAGCGGAUCAUGACAAUUGGACAACGCUGCAACAUUUCACUAAACGAGCAAGCAAAGCCAUCGAUCUCAUUGCUGAGGCUCGCCGUAUUUUAGACGGUGUUCGUGGUGAAGACUUCAUACCCGUCCUCCAAGCAUCUUACCGAAAACUCUACGAGUUCAUAACAACUUUCAACAACUCUAACAGCGAGGCUCUCAGCCUCAUUGAUAAACACACCGCUUUGUCUUCCUCAUCGGAGACACGCAAUAAAAAUUACUUAGCUUUAUCACAACAUCUCACCGAUAAAGACUACGACCUCCUAUCCGGAUCUAUGGAGGACUUAUUGACUGAGAUAACUCAAAUCUUGCAAAAUGAGACUGGUCCCUUUGUUCCUGCAAAGAAAACCGACGAUACUCCAGUUAUCUCGGCACAGGCCAAGGAAAUGAUUUCGAAGUUACCGUCACUUCAUAGUAUUUCUCAAUCGGAAGGAAGUGAUAAGAUAGAGGAACACUCCUCUUACCAAGUCGCUGCCACUAAACCACCAGCUGCACCAAUUGUGGUUAAAAAACUCUUUACAAAAGAGCCAGAAGCAAUUUCGUCUGGGUUACAACACAACAGUACUCCUGAGCAUCUGAAAGAGUUACCUGUUAUUACACAAUCAGGGACAAUUCCACAUGAACCACAGGCUGGUUCUACAAUUCAAGGAGAUAUCCUCCAAGACAUACUUACCAACUUCAUGAAAAACUUCGACAAAAAAUUUCAAAACUUUUCUGAAAAAACGGAGCACAAACUCCAACAGAUGAAACAACUACAAGGUCAUUUUAUCCAGCAACUGGAAGGGUUGCAAGAUAAUAUGUCAUUAGUACAAGAUCAGUUAAACCAGCACACUAUGGCUAAAGAACAGGCCUCGGAAAUCUCGGAAAUCAACCAAGAUAAUGAGGACAAAGGUAACAGCUCAUAUUCUGACGAUAAGCCACCUGUGGAUUCGAAAGCCACAUUCGCACAAAAACAUUAUCAAUCCCCACCUCAUCAGUCCCCACAUUAUCCAUCCCCACCAAUGGGUUCUCCACAAAUCAGCCCAGUUAAUUGUUCACCAACUCUUAGCAUCAGCUAUCCAGCAACUGACAUCAGUAACAUUUUGAACACACUCAAUCCGUUUAGUGGCAAUCCGGAUGAGUAUGCCCUGUUCAUAACUAGAUUCACGUCCCUAGUACACAACUAUCCAGGGAUCGACACGAUCAUGAAACUCAAUAUCUUGAUCAGCUUGUUGAAAGAUGAAGCUCAAGAGCUGAUAACCAGUGAUGAUCUCUCAGAAGACUUAUAUAAUACUUUGCGGGAGAAUCUAGAGCUUGUUUAUAAUCGCACCUCAGAUAGACGAAAACAUCUCAUGGAUGAUUUCAGAAAAAUGCCAGUCCACCAAACGGACUACAAACAGAUGGCACGUGACGUUAUGAAACAUGUAUGCCUGAUGAACUCUCUCAAAAAGAAUGACAUUACAGUUGAUGACCCACUCAUUAUAGAUCUCUUCGUGGAGAAGCUCCCCUUCCGCAUCAUGAAAUCUGUUGUAAAGAAAAACAGAGUGAAAUUACUCUCCUUCAUGCAGACAGUAUCCCUUGUCCAGUCUUUGAUCUCUGAAAACAGAACAGUGGAUGAGGCUAAAAAGAAGAAAAACAGCAGUACCCCGUUAACGGAAGUGUGUGUAGCGGAGGUCAAUCAUGUAUCCUCCAGUUCUAACAAGCCACACUCACAAAAUCAUCAUAAACAACACUUCAAAGAAAGACAACAGCAUGAGAAGCAAUUCCAGGAGAGACCUAAAACGCCUUAUCAAUUAUUAUCAUGUUUAUUUUGUCUCAAAGGUCACGAAGCAUUUCGGUGCAAGUUGUCGCCUCAGGACAAAAAAUCCGCGGCUGAACGGAAAGAACUCUGCCUGAAUUGUCUCUCAAACUCACAUCAAACACAACAUUGCAAAUCGAAAUAUUCCUGCUCAGUGUGCAAGAAUCGUCAUCACACUUCUAUAUGUGCGGAAAAAGAGAAGUUCCAACAGAUGGACACAACAUCACAGUUGCUUAACAGUAGACCAAUCACAAUGAACCCUAUCAGUAUUUCCGACACAGAAGCAGUUCGCCCUAUCGAUUUCUUGCUUCCAAGGGCAGAAUUGUCACUUCCAAACAAUCCCUUCACAACUACCACAGCCAAACUCGGAGUGACCGAGAACCAGACUCGAGAAUACCUUAAACAACUUGACACCAUUCGUCUACACUUAUGGGAAGAGUUCUACAAGGAACUCUAUACGGGAAACAAAGCCCCACGAUAUAAAGCCAAGUCACACAGUACAGAGAGUCCCCAGCCGAAUCAUGUGGUGCUGGUCGAAACACCGAAUCUGCCACGGUAUCGAUGGCCGUUGGCACGCAUCAUUCAACUACUACCAUCUAAAGAUGGCAAAGUACGAUCAGUUUUAUUAGGUUGGCGGGAAAGUCUUUGUCACUCUGUUUGUUUAAUCACUGUUCUCGUAUAUGGAGGCUGUGUAUGA
Molecule: messenger RNA, 2646 nt
Organism: Caenorhabditis briggsae
Lineage: Eukaryota; Metazoa; Nematoda; Chromadorea; Rhabditida; Rhabditidae
Exons: 3
Coding region: 1-2646 (881 amino acids)
Source: RefSeq, a predicted model, not a curated record